AACGAGGCAGAGCAGCUUUUCUCACGAACCAUGAAGAGCAGACAGUACUUUUCGAUUGUUGUCUCCUUUCUGUUCACCCUAACUUCACCUGCUAAAGGUUUUCAGAUCCGAUUAGCUGGCUCUGGAUCCACUCGGUGCUCKGGAAGAGUUGAAAUCUAUCACAACAACACCUGGGGAACAAUAUGUGAUGACAACUGGGACAUGAAUGAUGCUAAGGUGGUAUGCCAACAACUGGGCUGUGGUAUGAAUCUGAGGGCCCCUAGAGCGGCCCGUUUUGGUGAAGGAACUGGCAAUAUCUGGCUGGAUGAUGUGGACUGCUCGGGCAGUGAAAGGUCUCUAAGUGACUGUAAGCACAAAACAUUUGGGAAGAAUGACUGCUCACACGAUGAGGAUGCUGGUGUUGUCUGUUCAGCAAUAAGACUGACUGGCUACACUCGUUGCUCUGGAAAGGUUGAAAUUUAUCACAACGGCACCUGGGGAACAGUGUGCGACGACUCCUGGGACUUGAAUGACACUGAGGUGGUUUGCAGACACCUCGACUGUGGCACAGCGGUGGCCGCCACAGUAGAAACCCUUUUUGGUCGAGCAGGUAGAAGCAGGAAUAUCUGGCUUGAUGACGUGGACUGUUCAGGAAGUGAAGGGUCUCUAACUCAGUGUCGGCACAGUGGAUUUGGGAACCAUGACUGUUCACAUAAUGAGGAUGCUGGUGUUGUCUGCUCAGCAACCCUCCCGAAGCCCAGCAUCUCAGUGAAUCCUUCUGUUGUGGUCAGCUGGGGUCAGAAUGUCAGUAUCACCUGUUCAAGCUCACCUGAGCUUUCAGGUGGAGCAUAUAUUCUGAAGAAGAGUCCGGGCUCCUUCACUGGGACGGAGAGCUCAGAUUCCAACAUUGCUACAUUCAGGAUCUAUAACGUGGACUUUGAUCAUGAGGGAUUGUAUCAGUGUCAGUAUGAGAGAAAAAUUGCAGAUGAAACUUACAGAUCCAGCUUAAGUGACUCUGUCAGACUCUCUGUUACUGUGAAUUUCCCCAAGCCCAGCCUCUCCAUGAACCCUAUUGGUGAGGUCACCUGGGGUCAGGACGUUCGCAUCACAUGUUCGAUCUCAACUCAAUUUUUAGGUGGAAGUUUCAUCCUGUUUAAUACCCUGGGCUCAUUCAAAAAGAUACAAACCUUAAGCACCAACUCUGCCACCUUCAGCAUUCCUAAAGUAGGGUUUGCUGAUGGGGGACUGUACCUGUGUUGGUAUGAGAAAAUGAACAUCAGCUCCACUCUGAGUAACUCUGUGAGACUCUCUGUCACAGUGCCUUUGUCGCUGCUGGUCUCAUCAAUAGCAGGAGGGAUCCUGCUGCUGCUCCUGCUGGUCCUGGUGGUUGGUCUGGUCUACAGGGGAAGAAGAGGAAAGGCCAAGCAGCCAGGAGCCCUCAUCUUAAGUCAAUUGUCCGUCAAGGCCAGGAACAAGUUUGAAGAUGACAAGAACCACGACUAUAUCAACUUUGAUUUAGAAAACAUUAACAAGGAGAUAGUGGGCAAAGUGGCAGAUGAUACUUAUGAGAAGCCAGAGAGUGAUGAAGAUCCUCAUUAUGAUGAAUUGGACCCCAGUAAACAUUUGAAGUCCAAGGUGGUCUGUGUCAGUGUAGAGCACAACAGAAAAGAUCAGGAAGAAGACGUUGACGAGAAUGUCUAUGUAGAUGUUAGUCAUUUUUACAAACUGGACGUUAAUGGAGAAAAUGAAGAUUUUAAUAUGAACAUUUAGGUCAAACUGACUGAAACAGACACAAGAUUUUGCCAAAUUGAAAUGAAAAUUGCCAGUAAAACAUUUUAUCCAAAUGUUGAAUGGUGCUGGACUGAUACUCUGUAUACAUUAUUAAAUUAUACACUUUUACAACAUUCUUGGAUUAAGACAAAAAAGCUUCACCCAUGUCUGCCCCACCGAAUUUUCCAUUUUCAGUUAUUGUAGAGUUUUCUUCACUCACUAUAUUUGAUUAUUUCUUCUUGAAAAAAAAUAACCAUUAUCUUUUAGAUGAAAUGAGAGUUUGUAAAAUAGUGUGGAUGUAUAGUUGAGGCACUUAAAGCAAUAAAGCCGAAUGAUGACCAAGCUGUUGAUGUUUGGUGCAUUGAGGGAAAGUUGCAACGUGUAAGAACAGUCAGUUACUAUCUAGACUCUAAGGUUUGUUAUAUGCACUGUUCAAAAUCCCCACAGUUCCAAUCUGGCA
Messenger RNA from Paralichthys olivaceus (Japanese flounder), 2209 nucleotides. RefSeq names its product scavenger receptor cysteine-rich domain-containing protein DMBT1. Gene Ontology annotation, cellular component: plasma membrane. The record is from RefSeq and is a predicted model, not a curated record. Gene Ontology annotation, molecular function: serine-type endopeptidase activity. Gene Ontology annotation, biological process: zymogen activation. Lineage: Eukaryota; Metazoa; Chordata; Actinopteri; Pleuronectiformes; Paralichthyidae.